GAGCUCUGUCGCCCUGGCCAGCCGCCCUCCUUUCCCACGCGGCGGGGGUGCGACGGCCUCAACCCAGGAGAGCGUCCGGGGACCGACCGGUCCCGGCGGCGGCGCCUCAGCCCACGCCCGGGGCCGCGAGCGCGGGGUGUGGGCCGGGGGCGCCAGGGAAGGCGGAGGCAGCCCGCGACCUGAGGGCGGAGCGCAGCGGCCAGCUGGGUCGCGUGGCGCGGCUCCUUGGGGGCCCCCGGGUGCGGCUUUCGGGAACGGGGCGCCGCGAGGGCGCGUCCGGGGCCGGGGGGCUGCGGUGUCCGUCCCGGGCUCGGGCCGCGGCUGAGUUUGGGGGAGAGCGAGCCUGCGCCCCGGGGAUCAGCAGACAGGACGGACGAGGCACUGACGGACCGCGGCCACGUAGGUCCAUGUUGCAAAGACGCGGCAGUAGCACAGAAACGGCGGUGGAGGUGGUGUGGCCGCGAGCGACGGCGAGGGACCUGGAAGCCAUACCAGAUGACCCGGAAGCCAUUCCAGGUGACACGGAAGCGAGAAUGCGAGUACUUCCGGGUCACCCCCAGGGGAUCUCACCAACGGACGUCUCCAGCGUAGGAGUGCUCCUCUGCCCCCCAGGACGGAUACUGCCCUUCCUGAGCCCAUGGGUCCCCGAUGUCAGGGCUUGCACCCACCACCGCCAACACCCAGUGCCCCAACAACUGGUCAGGGAGAAUGCUCUCCUGCCAUAUACCGGCACCUCCACGGCCCUCACGUGCAACCUGCUGUGCCCAGCUUCACCCCUUGGGGACUGA
Rangifer tarandus platyrhynchus (Svalbard reindeer) is the source of this 788-nucleotide messenger RNA. NCBI's taxonomy places the organism in Eukaryota, Metazoa, Chordata, Mammalia, Artiodactyla, Cervidae. The record is from the annotation of a GenBank genome assembly.